UCUAUUCUGAAGCUGGGGCACAGGUGCCAGCAUUGGUUCCAGCACUGGGGAAAGCUGGACAACUCCUUGAGGGAUUCUACUCAUCCUGAGGCUGCACAGGGUUAUAGAAACAUGUCUGGGGACUUCCAGAGACCAUGGGUGGGAAAGCUGUCACCCAGAGCAGCUCAGACAGCCUCCCCCAGCCUCUCUGGAGCCAUAGUAACAUCUGGGGGCAAACAUCUCUCUGCUUCAGGAAGCCCAGCAGCUCUCUAGGCUCCAGGAAUUGAUCUCAGUGGUGGGAAAGGCCCACAUUUCCCAGGGUCUUCCAGCAGCUGCCUUAUUCCAGACCAAUAGCCACUGGCAAAGACGUUGCACCAGGAGCUGGAGUCAGGCAGGUCUGUCGGUUGGGGUAGGAGCAGUGAGGACAUCCGGAGUUCUGACCUGACUUGCCAGGAUCAGGGCAAGACCCAUUUUGAGAGACACCCUCGCAGACCCGAGUGGGGCAAAUGGCAGCAGGCAGAGCCUCUGUGAAAGGCAAAGGCUGCUACAGGAGGAGAGGGUCAAAAAACGGAAACAAAACGGAAAAGGGCUGCUCCUGUGACAGCGAUGCAGCUGCGGAGGUGGAGCAGCGGGCAGGUCACAAUCAGCUGCGCACGAGGAAGUGCUGGGACACCAGCCAGCGUGGCCAGGCUGCAGCAGCUCCAGGUGCAGCAGAUCUUUGUUGAGAAGGACCAGGAGCAGAGGCAACCAGAACUGCAGGGACCUCAGCCAGGACUUGGAGAUCCCCUUUGCAGGAGUCGUCUUCCAGCCAAAACUUCCUUCUGCCAAGCUGGUCGGAUCCUGUCUUGUGCUUCCUCUGGAAGCCCCCUGGUCUGCUGGGGGGCACCAUGGAGACAGCAGCUUUACCAGCUUCACACAGACUUAACCCAAACCCCUAAUAAGGGGUUUGGAGGAAAUCCAUCUUGGGGAAGAAAACUGCGACACUUCACCAGCUUCAUUUGACAGGCUGGGAUUUAAUCAAACCCCGUGAUGUCCAGAAGUGCUCCCUGGGGAAGUGGAAAUCAGACAGAACAUCUCAGCAGCCUUCUCCAGAUUGUCAUCUUCUCACACAACUGAGCUCUGCCAAAUUGUCCCCACUUCUCAACUGGCAAGGAGGGGAUAUCAGUGUCCCAUCAGCACAGGCUGGGCUGUGCCCUCCCUGGUGAUGACCACCGAGUGACACCUUUCCUGAGCAUCAGUGUCCCUGCAGGAGCAGAGGGCGGCCCUCCAGGUCACACUCAACGAUGUCACUGUCUGUGCGCCCGCAGCGCCGAGUCCUCGUCACCAAGAUCAAUAGGAGCCAGUCCUUCGCCGGAGUGAACUCAUCGGCCGACCGGCCCUUCAGGAAUCUCUCACCUUUCACCCCCACUGUCUCCCGCAAGACUGGCUCCAGGGUCAGUAGGAUGUUCUCAAUGUCCCACAAGUCCCCACCACCUAAGGUGCCUCAGCCCAACCGCCUGGACGAGGUGUACGAAGCUCUCAAGAAGGGCCUGACAGCCUACCUGGAGGUGCACCAGCUGGAACUAGAGAAGCUCAGCACACAGAUCCGUGAGUCCAAGAGGAAUUCACGCCUGGGCUUUCUCUACGAUCUGGAUAAGCAAGUGAAGUCAAUCGAGCGCUUCCUGCGUCGCCUGGAGUUUCAUGCCAGCAAGAUAGAUGAGCUGUAUGAGGCUUACUGCAUCCAGCGGCGGCUCCGUGAUGGAGCCCACAACAUGGUCAAGGCUUACAGCACAGGCUCGCCAGGCAGCCGGGAGGCACGCGAGAGCCUGGCCGAGGCCAGCAAGGGCUACAAGGAGUACACAGAGAACAUGUGUCUGUUGGAGAAUGAGCUGGAGAGCCAGCUGGGCGAGUUCCACAUCCGGAUGAAAGGAUUGGCAGGCUUUGCCCGGCUUUGUGCUGGUGACCAGUAUGAGAUCUUCAUGAAGUAUGGACGGCAGCGGUGGAAGCUGCGAGGGCGCAUUGAGGUGAACAGCAAGCAGGUGUGGGACAGCGAGGAGAUGGUUUUCUUGCCCCUCGUCACUGAGUUCCUCUCCAUCAAGGUGACGGAGCUAAAGAGCCUGGCCAACCACGUUGUGGUGGGCAAUGUGUCCUGUGAGACCAAGGACCUCUUUGCAGCUCUGCCCCAGGUAGUGGCUGUGGAUAUUAAUGACCUGGGCACCCUCAAACUCAGCCUGGAGGUGACCUGGAACCCCUUUGACAAGGACGACCAGCCCUCGGCAGCCAGCACUGUCAACAAGGCUUCCACGGUGAACAAGAGGUUCUCCACCUACAACCAGAGUCCGCCUGACACGCCGUCCCUGAGGGAGCAGGCAUUCUAUAACAUGCUGCGGCGCCAAGAGGAGCUGGAGAACGGCACAGCCUGGUCCAUCUCCUCUGAGUCCUCAGAUGACUCCUCCAGCCCCCAGCUGUCCAGCAGUGCCCGCCAUGCCACACACAAGCCCAUCGUGCAGCCUGAGGUGCAGGCCUCCGCCCCUGCCAUCGAGAUCUCCUUCUCUCAUCAACCAGAGGAAGCUGACGCCGUGCUUGGGGCCAGUGGCAGCAGUGUCCCCUCUGCUGGGAGCCAGCUGGAGGAGCCAAGCAGCCAUAAGAAGGAGACAGUGGCCAAUGGGCAUGUGCCCUACUCCCGGACUCUGAGCCACAUCAGUGAGGCCAGUGUGGAUGCCACGAUGGAAAUCAAGACUGUGGAGAGCCCUUGGGAGCCUGUGCCCAGCACAGAGGACACAGGGAUGGGCAAGCAAGAUGACCACCCUCUGCCUGGUGCUGCAGUGGCAGCUGCUGUGGCAGGGCAGGACAGGGCCACUGAGGCCAAACCUCGUGCCUCCGUGGCAUGGGCCACCUCCUGCGAGGAGGAGGCUGGCAGUGCAGAGCCAGUGCAGAGCCAGGCGCCAGCACAGAGUGACUAUGGCACUGGGAUCCCUACAGCACUGGCACAAGCCUCUGCAGAAGAGAGGCCCAUCCCAACCCCAUCACUGCCCACCAGCAUCCCUGAGGUGCCACGGGGGAAGAUGGUGGAUUCAGGUCUGGAGGAGGCAAUUGGCCUCCUGGGCUCAGCUCUGGAUGACUAUCGGGGACAGUUCCCAGAGCUGCAGCCCCUGGAACGGGAGCUCAAACGUCUGGAGGAGAUGCUGCUGCAGAAGCAAGGCGUCUUCCUCAGCCGGGCCUCCAGCAUCAGCCUGACAGUGGAGCAUGCGCUGGAGAGCUUCAGCUUCCUCAACACCUCUGACAUGGAGGACUCAGAGGGCUCUGAGGAGGAGCCUCUCCAAGAUGAGAGGAGGGCUGGCAGAGCCCUGCGCAGCACCAGAGCCCCCAGCGCUGGCGAGAUGGGGGCAGAUGACACCGGAAUGUGCAGUGGUUCUGAGGCCAGCACUGACCCCAUGAGCACCGGCAAUGAGUUCCUGGAUAAGGCUCUGGUGCUUCACCUCAACAACUGCAACCGGCUGCUGCUGAAGCUGGGCACCUUUGGUCCUCUGCGGUGCCAGGAGAUGUAUGCCCUGGACAGGCUGCUGCGGGAGUCACAGGUGCUGGAGAUCGUGUGCCAGCUGACGGAGGAGCGCGCAGGAGCAGCCAGCUCAGCCGCUGAUGUGGUGCAGUUCUCAACACGGAAGGAGGGCGUGCUGCCCCUUUGGGACCUGUGUGUGGAAGUGCCCAAUGUCUACACCUGCCCUGUGGAGCGGUUCCUGCAGGUGCUCAGUGCCCAGUAUGCAGCUCCCAUCAGCGAGCAGCACUCUGGUUUGGCUGAUACUGUGUGUGUGAAACUGGUGGAGGAGGUGCUGAAUCGGCGGCUGCCCCGGCGGCCUGGCAGCGCCCAGAGCGAGCAGGUCACCAUCUUCCAAUACUGGAGCCACUUUGAGUCACUUGGUCCCCUGGUGCUUGACACUUAUAUGAUGGAGCUGGCAGAGGAAGCACUGCUGGCACAGAACCUCAACUCGGACGACCAGGACGUGGUGCUGCGUGCCCUGAAGCGCAUGCCCGAGGGCCGCCUGAAGAAGGAGGGGCUGAAGGCGCUGAGCCUGCUCCUCGUGGAGGGCAACAGCAAGGUGGUGAGCGCCGUGUCAGCCCAGCUCCGCAGCCUGGCAGAAAACCCCCGCUUCCGCCAACGGGCCCUCGUGUGUUUCCUGGAGCAGCUGGAGGAUGAGGAGGUGCAGACACGUGUGGCAGGGUGUGCAGCGCUGGGCUGCUUGAAGGCCAAGGAGAGCAUCGAGCAGCUGGUUUACCUGUGCCAAACCGACAAAGAGCCUGUGCGGGAGGCAGCCAAGCAGAGCCUGAUGCUGUGUGGGGAAGACGGUAAAUCAGCUCACCGGCGACUGGAGGAGACCCUGGAUAGCCUCCCACGGAUCUUUGCACCAGCCAGCAUGGCCAGUACAGCUUUCUGAGACCCACGCACACCCACCUGCCAUCCCUGAGGGCAAAGGCACUGCUGGGCCACCCGGGCUUGCACGGACUGGGGACCCGGCAGCUCCGCUCCCGGCAGCACACCACAGUAUUACCCCACCCGCCGGCAGCUCGCCAUGGCCGCACACUGCCUUACGGAGCACCGCUUCCCUGUCCCCGGCCACCGGCCCCACGGGUGCCACCUCCACACCACUGGGCAGGGGGCUCGCUGCACAUCCCACCCUCUGAUCGCUAUUUAAAGUACCCAGGGAGUCCACCCUUCCUGCCCCCCUCGUCCACUACAGCUGCCAGGACUGGGGUGGCAGGGAGAGGUACCAGAUUUCUCUGCCUCCUCUUGCCUUCCUCUUGCUUGAGGGCAUGCGCCCUGUCCCGGAAGGACCUGGAAGGACCUGCACUUUGGAAACCUCGCUGUUUCUUUCCGGGAGCUGUCAGGGCCAUGGGGACUGCUGCCCUCUGCCACCUGGAGUCCCCAGGACUUAAAUAAAAUGAAAUAUAAGAUAUUAAUAUAUUCUGCUGGCGUUUCUUCUUUCCAGCUCCACGUGCUCCUGUCCCUCCCUGGCUUGUGGCUUUAGGGAGUGUAGUGAGAUGUGGCCUCAGCCCAGAGCCUUUCCUGGCCUGUUGGAAAGAGCUGUGGAGGGCAGGGGCAGGAGGAGCGAUAGAGGGAUGGACAGACGGAUGGACAGAAGCUGCCACCUUUUUUGUUUGUUUGUUUUGUUUUAUUUUAUUUUUUAUUUACAGAUUUUUGCAGAAAAACAAAAGCAAAAAAUUCUUUUCUAUAUUGUCUCUAUAAAUCUAUAUAUAAUGUAAUUACAGAGAAUGACUAAUUUUGAUUUUAAAGCAGAAAUAAAAACCUUUAAAGAGCA
Messenger RNA from Vidua macroura (Pin-tailed whydah), 5273 nucleotides. RefSeq names its product RHO family interacting cell polarization regulator 1 (gene RIPOR1). The transcript has 23 exons. The record is from RefSeq and is a predicted model, not a curated record. NCBI's taxonomy places the organism in Eukaryota, Metazoa, Chordata, Aves, Passeriformes, Viduidae. The coding region runs from base 1263 to 4391 and encodes 1042 amino acids.